Brienomyrus brachyistius is the source of this 2915-nucleotide messenger RNA. RefSeq names its product DC-STAMP domain containing 1 (gene dcst1). The coding region runs from base 216 to 2414 and encodes 732 amino acids. The transcript has 17 exons. The record is from RefSeq and is a predicted model, not a curated record. Gene Ontology annotation, cellular component: membrane. NCBI's taxonomy places the organism in Eukaryota, Metazoa, Chordata, Actinopteri, Osteoglossiformes, Mormyridae.
AACUGCUUCUUUUAGAAAUACUACUAAGUCGAUCGUUAGAGCUCCUUGUCUGUCUUCUGAAAAUAAUGAAAUCUUAUUUUUUCGUAAAGCAGAACGUCAGUUCAUGCAAUUGAAUAUAGUAUAUCAAAACUGACUAGCGGAGGACUGCAUAAUAGUGACUCACGGUCGUUACAUAUUACAUUUAAAAAAGAUUAAUAACUAAGCAACAGUAAGUUAUGACUGAGGCAGAUGGGCUCAACCGCCGAAAAACACCACAUACAAAGUUGGAGAUGCUCAGUGAGCAGAGCCUCCCUGCUUCUGUACACAGAUUCCUCUUCGGUCAUCCUGAUCGGUUCCCUGUCGUCCGGCUUUUCGCUGGAGUGGCCUUUGGGGUUUUUUGUGGGCUAGGAUUAUUCAUCGGGCUAACAAACAACAUUCCCAUGUCCGCUGUGUCCAGAUGGAUUUCAGGAUACGUUUUUGUGGGUCUCUGUGUUAUAGGUGCGGUAACUUCCUCUUAUUUUCGGUGUUCGGUCCUCCUGAUGUUUCCCUGCAUGCUCAGCUCUCAGGGGAGGACCUACAUUAUGCUUUUAGUCCUGUAUGCUGUCUAUCAAGGUCCUGUUGCCAACAUCCAUCGUAAUGUCCAGGAUGUAGCUUUCUCUAUGGGAUGCAACAUUGACCUUCAGGUGGAGCACAGCAAAGUCAUGUGGGAGGCUCUGCUCGAUCCGCUCAUGAACGUGGUGCAGAGCAUUGUGGAUCACAAAGACGUGCUUCAAGGUGAAGCCGAGAACGUGAGCAGGAUGUUCCAGAACAUCACGGACGAGAUAAUGGGGGAGUAUGGUUAUGACACCAAAGACCAGAAGCUUGCAGGGACAGGAAACAGCACGCAGGAACAGUUUUUUGCCAAGACUUUGAUGCGCUGUGACUAUGUGGUACAGAAUGGAAUAACUCAGUGCCGGAACUGGUUCAAUUCCACGUGGCAGAAGUGCAUGAGGGACGUCCAGGUCCCUUUGAUCAACCUCAUCCUGUGUGUGCCUCUGCAGCUCCACUUCUUAUGUGAUGUCAUGAAAGUUAUGAUUCCGUGGUGCAAACAGGAAAUUCCAGUGGAUGUGAACUUUGGGGAUGUGUAUGACAAGUUAAAUGACUGCAUUAACAGACUGCGAGGUGAUUUUGGCGCCAGUGUGGUCUACAAGAGGACUGAGCAGGAAUCAAUCCUGUCACAGGAAGAAUUCGUGGAGAAGCUAAGUAGAGAAUUUGACAAGAAAAUGGUUGUUUUAGAGCAGAUUCUGGAUAUCUUCCAUGGUCUUCUCUCUUGUACCUUCAUAUUCAUCUUUAUCUCGGCAUUUAGGUACGGCAGGCAGUAUAACCGUGACAUUUGCUUUGACAAUAUGUACAUCACCACUUACUUCAGACAAAUCGAUGCACGGAGGAGGAAGGCAGGCAAGCGACACCUCUUGCCAUUGAAGAAGGCUGAACAGCCCUAUUUCAUCAAUCCAUGGAGUCUCUACAUAUAUCCGUGUGAGCUCAGGUGUUUGGUUCUAGGUUUGUUGCAGGUUAUCUCUCUAGGCAUCUGUGUAGGGUUACUGCUGGUCACCGACUGGGUCCUGUAUCGCAUUUUUGACAUUGUCCGCAAGUACACCCUCACAGAGUUCUCCAUCCACAGCAGCCAUCAUAUGGAAUUCAGCGUUGGAGGACAGUCCAUGCUCGCAAAACUCUUACAGAAAACUGUUCAUGCUUUCAACACCUCUUCAAACUUGGAGGUGAAGUCCAGCAACAAACACUGCCUGCCCAACCCCAACGCUUUAAGCUGGGAGGAAUACCUGUGGAUCUUCUCACCUCUCUUGGUGAUGGCCACCAUGUGUUGUUUGCAAGUCUACAGCAACCGCUUGCGUCGUAUCAUCGCCGCAUUCUACUUUCCAAAGAUGAAUGGGCAAAAAUCCCCAUGGACUCCACUCCAAAAACUUUUGGACAGCCUUCCCAGAAGAAUGGCAGCUGUUACAGCUGCUAGAAGGGGAACCAAUUCCACAUUGACGCCUGUGGAUUUAGAAUGGGAUGUCCUUGAAGUCGCCGUAGCGAGAGAAGAAGCGGACCCUGUUCCUGUACAACCUGCAGAUUCAGAGGCGCAUCUCGUACGUGGAAACUCAGCGCAUCCGGCUCAUGAGACGAGGGAAACCGCGCCGGACGGUCUUCUCAGCGCUGCUCUUCAUGUUGGAGAAGCUACCUCUGAAGCUCCGGCGGUGCUGCGUCUGCGGGGAUCGUCAGGGCGGGAGCCGGGCGGUGCGCUGUCCCGGGGCGGUCUGCGAGGCAGUCUACUGCCCCCAGUGCUGGAGGGACCUCGGCCGCCGCUGCUUCGCCUGCACCCCUUACACGCAUUUUGGACCCGACGUCCCGUACGACACCCAUACUUAUGCCGAAUAAGAAAACACAAACUAGAUUGAUUACGUGUCUACAGACAGACACAUGAAUGUGCCCCAGCAAGGACAUACAGAUGAACUGAAAAGUGAAUCGAUAUAGCCCAGUAGGGCAACCUAAAACUCCAGUUACAUUUAGAAACAGGAACAGUGAUGGUAAUGCGUAUGAUACAUGAAAGGUAAUUAGACACAUGCAGAGAUAAUCCAGCCUUCAAGGUUGUCAGACAUGUAAACAAAAGCAUUUGCUAAAAGAUGGAAUAUACAGUAUGUAGCAAUUGCCAAGAGAUGUGUGUUGUGCGUUUUUUUAAUGUAUAUCCACAGUUCUUAAUUACUUUUGUAGGAUCCUGUCUGAUUAAUAAUUCAUUCUCUGCUGUUACUGGAUGUGUACUGCAAGCAUUUUUUUCCUUUUAAUUACCUCACGGUCAGUACGGUACAGUAAUUAUGACACUUUGAUUGAAGUGUAAAUGUAGGAAGCAAUAUUUACAAAAAACAUUAAAAGUACUUAAUGCCAAACGCGCAAGAAAAUUA